CCUCGUCCUCCUCUUCCUUGUUCCUCGCUUCCACUAUUCUCGCUUUCUCGUAGGUCACCAGGCUUGUCUAAGACUUUCUACACUGCUAUGCCUGCUUUUGCCAUCACUCUGCAAUAUGUCGGUCUGAACGCGGAAUUCUUCCGGCUGCACAAGUCGCGGUCGCGCAGUUUCCCCAAGGCUUUCGUCAAGGACAACCUCAAAUCGCUUGAACUACCGCUACCUAGGAUGCUCUAUCUCUUGGACUGGCAGGCGGCUCGCGUGAUGUGCUACUGGAAGAUGAUGGGCGACGUCGGGGACAUCUUCAUCGAUGGUAUACGGCGACAGGUCGAUGUUGUGCGCGCCAAUGCUGCUCUGCUUGAGACCCUAGAAAUUUGCGAGAUAACAGAGGUUCCAGCGAGUCCGCUUCCGCCCACCCUCAUCCCAGGAGUGCCGGACACGUUUCAUCUUGCCCGAAAGCGUCGGGCGCAACCCUCCUCCGAGCCGUCUCAGGCAAAGAAAGCCCGUGUUGAGCAAGUACCUCCGGCGACGGCAAGCGCACAGCCAACCACAGACUCUAACAUAGCUGGGCAGAAUCCCGAUAUGUCGACUGGGACAAGAGCUCCUCUCGCUUCUGUCACGAACGCUAGCUCUCGGGUCUCUGUGGUACCUGUCAAACCUGAGUCUGGUACCGACUCUGCACUACCUGAGGCUCUUCCUGGUGCUUUGGCGGGUUCUGCUCCGGCGAAGACUUCUGUUACUCGGGUCAUCACCGCUCAAGGACCCGUUCACCCCUUCGUGAAAGGUGAACCCCCGAACGACCGUGCUCUGCUUCAAGCGACCGUGGACUCGGGCAACAAUACUACGGGCAACGCUCGACCAAGCAUCAAGGCCGAACCUGGACGUGGACCUAGGCGUGACCUGCAGGACAAAGAUAGGGCGUUGCGGCGCAAGAUCCGGGAGACGUACGACCGCGACGUGAAGCUCAUCGCGGAGAACACGCGACUCAAGCAGGAGGUCGAACGAACGAAGUGCCGCAUCGAGCGCUUGAAGGCGAAGAGUUAUGACGUUCGUAUGGAGCGUCCACAGGCGAACUGGUAGGACCUCCGUGAUCUUACUCAGCGUGCGCGAUCUGGUGCUUGGUGAACCCGGAACGAAGAAUGGAGACGUUAGGUCUUUGCGUAUUGUGUCAUCUGCUUCCCAUCUAUGAUGUUCAUCCCUUCAUUGUUUCCG
This is a messenger RNA of Fomitopsis serialis, 1209 nucleotides long. RefSeq lists its product as uncharacterized. The transcript is spliced from 7 exons. Bases 88 to 1077 code for a protein of 329 amino acids. NCBI's taxonomy places the organism in Eukaryota, Fungi, Basidiomycota, Agaricomycetes, Polyporales, Fomitopsidaceae. The record is from RefSeq and is a predicted model, not a curated record.